Messenger RNA from Aspergillus mulundensis, 1716 nucleotides. Its product is annotated as GTPase-activating protein GYP6. NCBI's taxonomy places the organism in Eukaryota, Fungi, Ascomycota, Eurotiomycetes, Eurotiales, Aspergillaceae. Gene Ontology annotation, molecular function: GTPase activator activity. Bases 1 to 1716 code for a protein of 571 amino acids. Gene Ontology annotation, biological process: activation of GTPase activity. The transcript has 3 exons. The record is from RefSeq and is a predicted model, not a curated record.
AUGAUUGAUAUAUUAUUUAUUUAUUCGAAACUCAACCCCGAUCUGGGUUAUCGUCAAGGCAUGCAUGAGUUGCUGGCGCCGAUUUUGUGGGUCGUCGAUAGGGAUGCCAUCGAACCCAAAUCUCGUGAAGAGCCUACUUCAACCGGUUCAGGCGAUGAAUUUAUGCUUCAUCUUUUGGACUCCGAAUAUAUCGAGCAUGAUGCGUUCAGCCUUUUCUGCUCGGUAAUGCAGAGCACCAGAGCAUACUACGAGCACAACACACAUCGAUCAGUGAACGGGCAAGCUGAUGCGAUCCCAAUUAUUCUCCAAUGCGAGCACAUUCAUAACGAUCUACUGGUGGCUACAGACCUGGAGUUAGCUGAUCAUCUACAAGCACUUGAUAUUCUUCCCCAAAUUUUCUUAACUCGAUGGAUGCGUCUUCUUUUUGGGCGCGAGUUCCCGUUUCAAGACAUGCUUAUGAUUUGGGAUGCUCUUUUUGCAGAGGGACUCCGACCCGGGCUAAUUGACUUCGUGUGCGUGGCGAUGCUACUUCGAGUCCGCUGGGAAUUACUGGGCUCCGACUCAUCAACUGCCCUGACCACGUUGCUUCGCUAUCCGUCGCCUCACCCUCACUCCCCAGUCAGUUUUGUUCAAGAUGGAUUGUACCUUGAACAAAACCCUACGCCCGAGAGAGGUUCGUUCCUCAUUUCCAAGUAUUCCGGAAAACCUCCCGAAGUAUCAAAGAGACCCAACUCAGCAAGCAGAGCCCGCCCGGGCCGAAGAUUCCAGUUUCGCAGUGAUUUUAGGGGCAAUAGUGAGACAGGUUCCCCUUCAAGAUCCUCAGCAAGAAAUAGCCCGUUGAGUAUCGAGGCUCUUCUUCAGGACGUAUCAGAUGGCAUACAGCGAAGGACCGAGACAUGGGGUGUGGCGAAAGCUGUACGCGGGGCCGUCAAUGAAGCGAAGAAAAAUAUGCAAUCCAUGCAGGCGGAUCACGCGUCACGGCUGAUGAGAACCGGAGAUUCAGCGCCUGGUCCGAUUUUAUACCGGGAGUCCGAUGCUACCACGCAGUUGAAGGCUAAGAUUGAGGGCAUCCGGGAGAAAAACCGGAGACUGGCCGCGUCACUGGGUGAGGCAGUGAUUGAUAUUCGCUCACAACUGGCGAAUAAUGCAACCAUGAAUCCCGAAACUACAAAGACCGUGGAGCAAGCUCUUACGAAAGUUGAAAAUGUGCAGAUUACGCUCGAGACGCCUUACUCUGAUUCAGAUUAUACGCAGUCUUCCAAUGUCGGCGAUCCCACGAACGAGACAAAGCAUUCUGACCAUUACAAGCCAAUAGCUGGUGACGAGAAGUCUACGCCGUCGGAAAACGACAGGCCCCCACGCGCCUCGAUUGAUUCCAGCAUAUCGAAUACACCCAGUUCCAAGUCACCUGCUGAAAGCGACAAUGGGAAACGCAUUAUUUUAUCGCCUCAACCAGUGAACAAGGCUAGGCCCUUACGACACCCCACCCGGCCGUCGUUAGCAAAUUCAGAAUUCUCAUGGAUGCUGGGUGGAGGUCGACAUCUUUCCAGCUUUGUUAGCCCUGCAUCAGUUCCGCCGGAACAGACUAGACAUGGUGAACCACGAGUUAAACAGAGCGCCCUCUUCGGUAAUGGCGAUGUUGAGCAGAAGAAGCCGGACGCUGAACCGGACGGAUUGGCAAUGAAGAGUUUGAGGGUGGGAAAACGUGGAGAGUAG